CUCUCUUUUUCCUCUCACUGCCUUCCAUUUCCGCUGCUCAUAAACCCUAACUUCCUCACUUCUCAAUUUCUUCCUCGAUUGUUAGCAAUGGAGUUCUGGGGAGUUGAAGUUGAAGCAGGGAAGCCACUUAAAGUGACGCCUAAAGAAGACACUCUUGUCCACAUCUCUCAUGCAUCGCUUGGGGAUUGUAAAAACAAGAAGGGAGAUACUGUGCCUUUGUAUGUGAAAGUUGGGGACAAGAAAUUUGUUCUUGGUACUCUUGUGUCUGGGAGCAUUCCUCAGACUAGCUUUGAUAUGAUAUUUGAGAAGGAAUUUGAGCUUUCUCACAACUGGGGAAAAGGAAGUGUCCACUUUGUUGGUUUCAAAUCUCACAACAUUGAAGAUUAUGAGGGAGGAGAAGACUUUUCUGAUUCAGAGGAAGAAGUGGAAGAGGAAGAGGAAGAGGAAGUUCCUGCCUUGGUUACCGCUAAUGGCAAUGCUGCCAAGGCCGUAGCAAAACCAAAGGGCAAGCCUGCAGAAGUGAAAAAGAAUGCGAAGCCUGAAGCAGAUGAUGAUGAUGCUGAAGAGGAUGAAUCCGAUUCUGAUGAAGGAAUGGAUGUUGAUGAAGACGAUUCUGAUGAUGAAGAUAAUUCAGAGGAAGAAAAAGAGGAGACACCUAAGAAGCCUGAAUCAAGCAAGAAGAGAGCAAAUGAAGCAGCUCCCAAAACACCUGUGUCUGCAAAGAAGGCUAAAGCUGAAGUUACUCCUAAGAAAACAGAGGAGAAGAAGAAAGGUGGACACACCGCAACGCCCCACCCGGCAAAGAAAGGUGGGAAAACUCCUACAACUGCAACCCAGAGCCCCAAGUCAGCAACUCAAGUCUCCUGUGGUUCAUGCAAGAAGACAUUCAAUUCAGGGAAUGCACUUGAGUCUCAUAACAAGGCCAAGCACUCUGCUAAGUGAAGUGGUUUCUUAAAGCUAUCAACUUCCUCUGUUUUGGGUUUUGAGUAGGAAGAUUAUGAUAAUUUUGGAAUUUUGCCUGUAGUCUUUAUGAACCUUCGGAUGUCUGUCUCCUUUUUUCUUAAACGGGUCUUUAUCAAAAACAGAGCAACUUGGUGAAGUAUUACACUUUCAUUUAUACA
Messenger RNA from Eutrema salsugineum, 1121 nucleotides. Its product is annotated as histone deacetylase HDT1. The record is from RefSeq and is a predicted model, not a curated record. Gene Ontology annotation, biological process: chromatin remodeling. Gene Ontology annotation, cellular component: cytoplasm; nucleoplasm; nucleolus. The coding region runs from base 88 to 942 and encodes 284 amino acids. The transcript is spliced from 9 exons. NCBI's taxonomy places the organism in Eukaryota, Viridiplantae, Streptophyta, Magnoliopsida, Brassicales, Brassicaceae. Gene Ontology annotation, molecular function: histone binding; RNA binding; chromatin binding.